AUGGGUAUUGGACUUUCAAAGAGAAAGAAGGUAGUAAAGUCAGUACCAUGCACUGGUGAGAGGAAAGAAUGUGGCUUCAUAAAUGGCAAACAAUACAAGUUGGUCAUGCUAGGACAGGGCGGAGUUGGAAAGACAAGUAUUAGUAUACGAUUCGUCUCGGAUAGAUUUGUAGCAGACUAUGACCCAACUGUGGAGGAUGCUUAUAAGAAGGAUCAUUUCAUAGAUGGCAAAGAGAUAACUUUGGAAAUAUUGGAUACGGCUGGUCAGGAGGAGUACACAAGUGGCGUGCAGGACAAGUCGAUACGUGUAGGCGAAGGCUUCGUAUGUAUAUAUAGUAUUGCAUCACGUGAAAGCUUCCAGAAACUCAAGGAGCUCCGUGAGAAGAUCCUUUGGGCCAAGGAUGCCGAGCGUAUUCCAAUGAUUAUCGUUGGCAACAAGAGUGAUAUGGAGAAAGAGCGCCAGGUACCAGCAUACGAGGGCAAAGCAUUGGCCGAUGAGUUCAGAUGUCCAUUCAUUGAAACCAGUGCAAAGACCAACAACAACAUCAAACAAUGUAUCGAACUGGUACUCAAGGAGGUCAUCAAGUACAAUUCAUACUUACAGCAACAAGCAUAG
Molecule: messenger RNA, 615 nt
Organism: Acytostelium subglobosum LB1
Lineage: Eukaryota; Evosea; Eumycetozoa; Acytosteliales; Acytosteliaceae
Exons: 2
Coding region: 1-615 (204 amino acids)
Biological process (GO): signal transduction
Cellular component (GO): plasma membrane
Molecular function (GO): GTPase activity; GTP binding; GDP binding
Source: RefSeq, a predicted model, not a curated record